Oncorhynchus mykiss (rainbow trout) is the source of this 1566-nucleotide messenger RNA. Its product is annotated as voltage-gated hydrogen channel 1. NCBI's taxonomy places the organism in Eukaryota, Metazoa, Chordata, Actinopteri, Salmoniformes, Salmonidae. The record is from RefSeq and is a predicted model, not a curated record. Gene Ontology annotation, biological process: proton transmembrane transport. Gene Ontology annotation, molecular function: voltage-gated proton channel activity. Gene Ontology annotation, cellular component: plasma membrane.
CCAUCAAGUCAUUGGGAGCUGCUCCGUCAUUUUGUCAACAAGGCAGCAUGGUGAUCAUUCAGAAACAUACAUCUAUUUUCCAUAAAAUACAUUUUUGCAUUUUCAAACUUGUUUUCAUUGGGAAGGCAGAUACAGCGUUUAUCAAAAGCAAUCACCUUUGCAAGAAAAACACAUAAUCCUACUCAUUAAUACACGUGCGUAAAUUAGGCUACAUCACUUUUGUUUUGAGUCGAUAUAGCCUUUGAAUAAUAGGCUCACGUCUGGGAGGCGGUGCGGUUCCAAAUUUUAUGCAGUCAACUUUCGUCUACACGGGCGCCGUUCCUCUUGGAAUGUGCUGGUUCUGAGACAGAGGCGGAGUUGAGGACAAAGGUUUUAUGGGAAAAACGGAGGACAUCAACAACUUUUCAACGGGACUAUAAACUAUUAAAGCACUAGGUCUACAUUAAGGAAAACCACAGUCUAUUUGUGGUGGGCCACCCCACCCCCCUGCAGCACCAUGUCCAAGUACCUGAGGCAUUUCACCACGGUGGGUGAUGACCACACAGCCCAUUGGCACAACGAGGGGCUGCAUGAGGCUAGAGAGGAGACAGGACCAGCCACAGGACAGCUGCCCCACUUACAAGUCACCUUCAGAGACUCCCUGAAGAGACUCUACAGCUCAGACAGAUUCCAGAUAGCUGUGGUAUGCCUGGUCAUCCUGGAUGCAUUCUUUGUGCUGGGCGAGCUACUGAUCGACCUGUCAAUCAUCAAGUUGGAGCAUGGGCACGUUGCCCCUCAGGUCUUCCACUACCUGAGUCUGGCUCUUCUCACCUUCUUCAUGGUGGAGCUGGCUGGAAAGCUCUUUGCCUACAGGCUGGAGUUUUUCCAUCACAAGUUUGAGAUGUUUGAUGGGCUGGUGGUGAUUGUGUCCUUCAUCCUGGACAUUGUGUAUAUCGCCAGUGAAGAUGCCUUUGACGGCAUGGGCCUCCUGAUCCUCCUCAGGCUCUGGAGGGUGGCCAGGAUCGUCAACGGAAUCCUGAUGUCUGUGAAGUCACGGGCCGAUCGCGAAGUUCAAAAGCUGAAGGAGAGCAACGAUCACCUGGUCCAGCAAGUUAACGACCUACAAGAGCACAAUGGCAAGAUGGAAAAAGAGAACAGUAAACUACGAGCUAUCCUCCGACAGCAUAAAAUUGAGUUCUGAUGCAGGAAGAGGAACAUGAUGCCAUUUUUCAUUAUCCACUUAUAGUGUCAUUGGAAUUGUUCAAUAAACAAGGCUAUAUUCUAAAUAGUGUUCACCAUCCAUACAACAUUUCAGUAAGUAAUUCCACAAUGACAGGAGCUUACACUGAGUUACUAGCCUGGUCCUAGAGCCGUUUGUACUCUUGCCAACUCAAUUGUUGUCAUUGUCAAGCCAAACCUUUGGCAUGACAAUGAGUGAAAAUAAGUUGGUAUGAUAACACACUGGCACUCAGGCUAGAUACAAUUGAGGUCGAAAGUUUACAUACACCUUAGCCAAAUACAUUUAAACUCAGUUUUUCACAAUUCCUGACAUUUCAUCCAAGUAAAAAUUCACUGUCUUAGGUUAGU